Molecule: messenger RNA, 1815 nt
Organism: Psammomys obesus (fat sand rat)
Lineage: Eukaryota; Metazoa; Chordata; Mammalia; Rodentia; Muridae
Gene: Krt84
Product: keratin 84
Exons: 9
Coding region: 1-1815 (604 amino acids)
Biological process (GO): keratinization; intermediate filament organization
Cellular component (GO): keratin filament
Molecular function (GO): structural constituent of skin epidermis
Source: RefSeq, a predicted model, not a curated record
AUGUCUUGCCGCUCCUACAGAGUCAGCUCCGGUCACCGGGUGGGAAGUUUCAGCUCUUGCUCAGCGAUGGCCCCUCAGCAUCUGAGCCGCUUCCGGGCCAGCUCUGCCUCCUGCCGGAGUGGGUCUGGCUUCCGGGGCUUGGGUGGCUUUGGUAGCCGGAGUGUCGUCAGCUUUGAAUCAUCCUCGCCCGGGAUAGCAGCUGGGUGCUCUCGUCCGAUCCGCUGUGGAGUUGGCUUUGGAGCUGGCAAUGGGAUGGCCUUUGGCUCUGGUGACGGGAGUGGAGUCGGUCUGGGCUUUAGGACCUGCAGUGGUAUUGGCCUGGGAUUUGGAGCUGGCAGUGGCCUCGGCUAUGGUUUUGGAGGCCCUGGCUUUGGCGGUCCUGGCUUUGGCUACAGAACUGGAGGAAUUGGAGGCCCGUCAGCCCCCUCCAUCACAGCGGUGACUGUUAACCAGAGCCUGCUGACACCGCUCAACCUGGAGAUCGACCCCAACGCCCAGAGGGUGAAGAAAGACGAGAAGGAGCAGAUCAAGACUCUCAACAACAAGUUUGCCUCCUUCAUUGAUAAGGUGAGGUUCCUGGAACAACAGAACAAACUCCUGGAGACCAAAUGGAGCUUCCUCCAAGACCAGAAAUGUGCCCGGAGCAACCUGGAGCCUCUCUUUGAUAACUAUAUCACCAACCUGCGGAGGCAGCUGGACUCGCUAGUCGGUGACCAGGCUCGGCUGCAGGCUGAGAGGAACCACAUGCAAGACGUCCUGGAGGGCUUCAGGAAGAAGUAUGAAGGGGAGGUUGGAUGCCGAGCCAGCGCUGAGAAUGAGUUUGUGGCUCUAAAGAAGGAUGUAGACACAGCUUUCCUGAAUAAAUCUGAUCUGGAAGCCAAUAUGGAUGCCCUGGCCCAGGAAGCUGACUUCCUGAAGGCGCUGUACCUGGAGGAAAUCCAGCUGCUGCAGUCACACAUCUCAGAGACGUCCGUCAUUGUGACGAUGGACAACAGCCGGGACCUGAACCUGGACGGGAUCAUAGCCGAGGUGAAGGCUCAGUAUGAGGAGGUGGCAAGGCGCAGCCGUGCAGACGUGGAGGCCUGGUACCAGACCAAGUACGAGGAGAUGCGGGUGACAGCUGGCCAACACUGUGACAAUCUGCGGAGCACGAGGGACGAGAUCAAUGAGCUGACCCGGCUGAUCCAGAGGCUGAAGACAGAGGUCGAGCACACCAAGGCUCAGUGUGCCAAGCUGGAGGCCGCCGUGGCUGAGGCGGAGCAGCAGGGCGAGGCGGCCCUCAAUGACGCCAAGUGCAAGCUGGCAGAUCUGGAGGGCGCCCUGCAGCAGGCCAAGCAGGACAUGGCGCGGCAGCUGCGCGAGUACCAGGAGCUCAUGAACGCCAAGCUGGGCCUGGACAUCGAGAUCGCCACCUACAGGCGCCUGCUGGAGGGCGAGGAGAGCCGGAUCUGUGAGGGCGUUGGACCCGUGAACAUAUCCGUGAGCAGCUCUCGGGGAGGUGUGCUAUGUGGCCCUGAGCCCUGGGUGUCUGGAUCCGGCCUUUCCCGAGGUGGUGGAGGUGCCUUCUCCAGCAGCAGCAACAGCAUCCGCGCCACUGGGGGGGCCCUGGCUUCCUCGAGCCUGAGGGCUGGCGGGGACCUGCUGAGCUCUGGGGCCAGAGGAGGCUCAAUGCUGGUGGGCGAUGCCUGCGCCCCCUGCGCCCCCUGCCCACUGCCCGCUGAGGGCGGCUUCAGCAGCUGCAGUGGUGGCCGUGGCAACAGAAGCUCCAGCGUCCGCUUCUCAUCCACCAGCACCUCCCGCAGGACCAGGUACUGA